Molecule: messenger RNA, 2425 nt
Organism: Nyctereutes procyonoides (raccoon dog)
Lineage: Eukaryota; Metazoa; Chordata; Mammalia; Carnivora; Canidae
Gene: SNCG
Product: synuclein gamma
Exons: 5
Coding region: 156-539 (127 amino acids)
Biological process (GO): synapse organization; synaptic vesicle endocytosis; chemical synaptic transmission
Cellular component (GO): cytoplasm; neuronal cell body; axon terminus
Molecular function (GO): cuprous ion binding
Source: RefSeq, a predicted model, not a curated record
CUCCUCCCCUGCUCCCAGCAGCCCCGCCGCCGCCGCAUCAUCAAUAUUUCACGGGCGUCAAUAAGAGGCGGUGGCGGGGAGGCGGCUGCAGCAGUGCUGGCACCAGCUCCGGCCACCGCUCCCCGCGACACUCAGCCUCCUGCCCUGCCCACACCAUGGACGUCUUCAAGAAAGGCUUCUCCAUCGCCAAAGAGGGCGUGGUGGGCGCCGUGGAGAAGACCAAGCAAGGGGUGACGGAGGCGGCCGAGAAGACCAAGGAGGGGGUCCUGUAUGUGGGAGCCAAGACCAAGGAGAAUGUGGUGCAGAGCGUGACCUCAGUGGCCGAGAAGACCAAGGAGCAGGCCAACGCUGUGAGUGAGGCCGUGGUCACCAGCAUCAACACAGUGGCCGUCAAGACAGUGGAGGAAGCGGAGAACAUCGCUAUCACCUCCGGCGUGGUGCAAAAGGAGGACCUAGAACAACCCGCAGCCCCCCAGGAGGACAAGGCAGCCAGAGUGCAAGAGGAAGUGGCUGAGGAGGCCAAGAGUGGAGGAGACUAAGGCACGCAAGUCAGCCGCGGAGGCCCCAGGGAGCAGCCCUCUGCCUCGGGCCACCCUCCCUCGGAGCGCACAGCCCUGGAGCGAGACCUGGGUGCCCUGAUCCUGCGCCCACACCCAGCGCCCCACAGGCCUGUCCGCCCAAGCUGCCUCUGAUGCCUUCCCCUCCACCCCCUCCCUCCCUCGAGGCCUCCGACCCCCGGCCCCUCUGACCCCACAGAUGCUGCUGUGAAUUCAAAUAAAUUCCAACUAGAACUCAAGCCCUAUGCGCCGGCCUCCCGGGCCUGGGCCCCCUCGGUGCGGCCGCACCCGGAUCAGGAGCUGGGCAGCCUGCAGGGCUCUGGGAAGCAGGCCUGGGGCCAGGUGCCCCGUAGGCAGACCCUGGGCAUUUCGGGAACCUCCUGAGAAAAGGCACCCUAGAGGCAACGGGGAGCCCACACAGUUGUGUUUUUACGUGGAGGGAGUGGCCCCCUGUGACUCCCGCAGACACCCGGUGCCGCGCCCCGAGCCCAUGGUAACCAGAGCCACUCCACUAGGCCCGUGGCAAGGCCUCUGAGCGCUCCUGGCGCACGCGUGACCCCAUGGCUCCUCCUGCGGGGCCCCAGCCAGCCUGGGCUGGGCUUCCUUGUCUGUCACCAGAAGUCGAAGUCGUGUCCAGGAUCAUUAGAAGAGAGGACCUCUGAGAUGCAGGAGUGCAAGCCUCCACCUUGAAAGUAGUAAAAAUGAGCCCCUCCCAGGUCUGAGCACUUCACCUAAUUUAAUGCUCAGGACAAACUCUUGGUAUGACCCCAAUUUCCCCAAGAAUGAACUGAGGAACGGAGGAACAGAGAGGUUAAAUAACUUGUUCGAGAGCACAGAGCGAGACAGCCUGGGCCUGGGCAGACGCCAAGGUUGCCUGCUUCCAGAGCUGCCCAGUUAACUCCCAUGCUCUGCUACAGCCCCCCUGACGGUGUGGACUGGUGUGCUUAUGGCAGAUGCCACCCCUGCCAGGGUUUCAAAACAACCUGGGGACCAGGCUGGCAGGUGCCCUAUAUGAAGCGCUAUGGGCAUCGUGCCCGGGGUCCUGUUCAGAGGCAGCCGAGGGGCUCCUUCCCCUUUGGCACCCAGAUGCUCUGGGCUCAUCUAGGCGACUUGCCCCAAGCCUCCAGCCAGAGCUGAGUCCACACCUGCAUUCAGCCACUAGGCCACUAGGGAGACCACCCCUUUGUCAUCCUGCCUCAGUGGUGGCAAGCAGGGGUCAAGGCCAGCCCUGGUGGCUGGAAGCCAGGCAAGCAGAGCUGAGCAGGGUUGUCUCCCAGGCUGCUGGCCACGGGCAUCCGCAGCUGAGGAGGCAGAAAGGAGCAGAGGGCUGCUGUCCUCCCAGGCCCCAAAUCCCACCAUGGGAGUAGUGAAGGGUCUGGAAGAGGUUCAGGGCAGUCGGGGUGGUUACUGCUCCUAAAUGAGCACACAAGCAGGCCCGUGCAUGCCCGGGAGCGUCCACCUGGGGCCUGGGUGUGCCUGAGAGUUCUUUGGACUGUAAGAAGAAGAGAGGAGGGGCAAGACCAAGAAGGUGACUGGCAGGGGGGGAGGGGGGAGACACCUAGACCCAGCCCCUGUGGACAGUGCACCACUAGGCUCCCAGGGCCAUCUGCCUCCGCUGAAGGAACCUAGAAGGGUGCCUGGUGCUUGACUUCUCCCCUGCACAUCUACUCAGGGCCCGUUCCUGGGCUCAAAUGCCAACCAUCUAGGUGUGCCCCGUCCUGGAAGCCUGUAACCCACCCUAUGGCACCUGCAGUGCUCUUAGCCUUUAAAACCCCGUGGGUGGGAUCCCUGGGUGGCACAGCGGUUUGGAGCCUGCCUUUGGCCCUGGGCGCAAUCCUGGAGACCUGGGAUCGAAUCCCACAUCGGGC